AAUAGUCAUAUCUUCCUUCAUUCCUUCACUCCAUCUUUCUUCAUUCUUCAUUCUCUUGCCCUAUUUCGCAUCUCUCAACAAACUAAACAAAACAAAACCAAAUCAAAUCAAUGGACACCACCACCACCACCACCGAUCCAUCCGCCGCGGCCGCCCCGAGCCGCUACGAGUCCCAAAAGCGGCGCGACUGGAACACCUUCGGCCAGUUCCUGAGGAACCAGCGGCCGCCGGUGGAGCUCCACCGCUGCACCGGCGGCCACGUGCUGGACUUCCUCCGGUACUUGGACCAGUUCGGGAAGACCAAGGUCCACCUCCAGGGCUGCCCCUUCUACGGGCAGCCCGACCCCCCUGCCCCCUGCGCCUGUCCCCUCAGGCAGGCGUGGGGCAGCCUGGACGCCCUGAUCGGGCGGCUGCGCGCCGCCUACGAGGAGCACGGCGGGCCGCCCGAGGUGAACCCCUUCGCCGGCGGCGAGAUUAGGGUUUACCUCAGGGAGGUAAAGGAGUUCCAGGCAAAGGCGAGGGGGGUUUCUUUUAAGAAGAAGAAGAAGACGAGGAAAAUGGAUGAUCAGUCGACUUCCUCUACGACGCCGUUUUCGUGAGAUUUUCGAUCUAUUUUUGGUAACUUUUUUCUCUUUCUUUCUGAUUAUAUAUAUACUACAUACAUAUAUGUGUUUCAUUAUGUUAAUUCAUUUUUGUGAGGGCGCGGUUGUAUACUGAUGAUGUCAUUUUAUUCGGUUUCCGAUCUUUGUGAUGAAUCUUUUGAAAACCCUAAAAUAUGAGCAAUUCACCCACUACUAUUCAUGUGCAAGAAAAGUUGGUUGUUUAUGAAUUCUUGUCUUAGUAUA
This is a messenger RNA of Salvia hispanica, 845 nucleotides long. RefSeq names its product protein LIGHT-DEPENDENT SHORT HYPOCOTYLS 10-like. Gene Ontology annotation, biological process: response to light stimulus; mRNA transcription. Gene Ontology annotation, cellular component: nucleus. The record is from RefSeq and is a predicted model, not a curated record. NCBI's taxonomy places the organism in Eukaryota, Viridiplantae, Streptophyta, Magnoliopsida, Lamiales, Lamiaceae.